Messenger RNA from Rhagoletis zephyria (snowberry fruit fly), 1086 nucleotides. The record is from RefSeq and is a predicted model, not a curated record. Lineage: Eukaryota; Metazoa; Arthropoda; Insecta; Diptera; Tephritidae.
AUGAGCAGUGACCAGAAUUACGAAUGGUGUCUGAUUGAGUCCGAUCCUGGCGUCUUUACUGAGCUCUUACGUGGAUUUGGCGCCAAAGGAGUUCAAGUGGAAGAGAUGUACGAGCUGAAUCAAAGAACGCUGGAUAAGCUAAAACCAAUGCAUGGAUUGAUAUUUCUCUUCAAAGUGAUUCCAGGGUCGGACUACUCUGAUGGCACUCUUCUUCAAGACGAGAAAAUCCUCUCGGAGAUUUUCUUUGCAAAGCAGAUUGUCAAAAAUGCCUGCGGAACCCAGGCGCUGAUAAGCAUUUUGAUGAACUGCAAUCACGAGGAUCUCCAGAUUGGCCAAGCCUUGACUGAGUACAAAGAGGCGAAUAAAUGUGCCGAUGCCCACACCCGAGGAAUUGCACUUGCCAACAAUGAAACAAUUCGGACCGUGCACAACUCUUUUGCGCCGCAGGAUUUGGCGCUAAGAGAGGGCUAUAAUCGAAACCAGUCUUCCUACCACUUUACCAGCUACUUUCCAUUUGCGGGCCGAGUCAUUGAGAUGGACGGGCGAAAGGAAGGCCCCUACGACCUGGGACCAAUCGGCGCGGGAGAAGACUGGCGACUGUUGGCGUGUUCCGCCAUCAGCAAACGCAUGCGAAAGUACCACGGUAGAGACAUCGACUUCAACGUCCUGGCCCUGAUCAGCGAUCAGUUGGCCAUUCACACUGCUCGCCUUGAGAUGGCUGUUCAGCACAAAGACGAGACUCCCUGGCUGAUUAGCUCCCUUCACGAGCUGAUUGACGAUGAGAAGGACAAGAUGGAGCAGUAUAAAAAGGACAACAUUCGUCGCCGUCACCAGUACCUGCCGCUCAUUAUGGACAUUCUCACGGCCCUGGCCGAGCAGGGCAAACUGGUGGAGCGAUUUGAAGUGGCCAAACUCAAGUCCGUUCGACACUCCUACAUGAUCAGAAGCUCACACGACGGCAGCUCUUCAGAUGGAAGUUCCUCUAUGGGGAGCUCCUCUUCAUCCUCCUCCUCCUCCUCUCAAAGAAGCUCCUCUACCGCGGAGAUUAACACCGAGCGAGAAAGCUCUGAAGAGGACAUGGACUAA